Molecule: messenger RNA, 1306 nt
Organism: Onychomys torridus (southern grasshopper mouse)
Lineage: Eukaryota; Metazoa; Chordata; Mammalia; Rodentia; Cricetidae
Gene: Cldn9
Product: claudin 9
Exons: 1
Coding region: 601-1254 (217 amino acids)
Biological process (GO): bicellular tight junction assembly; cell adhesion
Cellular component (GO): plasma membrane; bicellular tight junction
Molecular function (GO): structural molecule activity
Source: RefSeq, a predicted model, not a curated record
GUUAGCCUGAGUCUCAUCAGCCUAGUUUUCUGUCCCAAGCCAAGAAAUUGACUCCUCUGGUCCCUUUUCAGUUUGUCCUGUCUUCCUGGAAUUCCUUUGUUCCUGGGUUUCCACUGGGUCUUGGCACCCCACCCCACCCCUCUUCACUAUUGCUCUGGUUUUGCUACCCAAUGGCAGCCUCCAGGUCCUUGUGGAGCUCCUCCCCUGCCUAGGCCUUAAAAACCCGCCUGCAGCCAGCGCCCUCAGACGCCCCAGGUGGCACCUCACCUGUUCUGAGACAAGCUGAGAGAAGGACUUCAACCAAGAGAGGAAGUGAGCAGCAGCAGAGAGGAACACGUCUGUUCCAAGUCCAUGGCAGGUUUGGAGGUUUGUGACGGGCCACAGGCUUCCUAGAGGACACAAGCGAUCCAGCUGAGCAGGACCUAAGGACUUCUUUGUAUUCAGUGAGUAUCAGAUGCUGUGGCCCACAGAUGUGAGGGCUGGCCUGGCCUGAGAGCAACAGAUCCACCUCCUGUGCAAUUGAGACCCAUCCCGAACUCGAACUCCGAACCCUGUUGAGUGCGUGAUUCAGGCUGAGAGCUGAGAAGACCUGAGGAGCAGAUGGCUUCUACUGGCCUUGAACUCCUUGGCAUGACCCUGGCAGUGCUAGGCUGGCUAGGGACCCUGGUGUCCUGUGCGCUGCCCCUGUGGAAGGUGACCGCCUUCAUCGGCAACAGCAUCGUUGUGGCCCAGGUGGUGUGGGAGGGGCUGUGGAUGUCCUGUGUGGUCCAGAGCACCGGCCAGAUGCAGUGCAAGGUGUACGACUCACUGCUGGCGCUGCCCCAGGACCUGCAGGCUGCCCGAGCCCUCUGCGUUGUCGCCCUCCUGCUUGCUCUGCUGGGCCUGCUGGUGGCGAUCACCGGUGCCCAGUGCACCACAUGUGUGGAGGAUGAAGGUGCCAAGGCCCGAAUUGUGCUCACCGCAGGGGUCCUCCUCCUCCUCUCGGGCAUCCUGGUGCUCAUCCCUGUCUGCUGGACAGCCCAUGCCAUCAUCCAGGAUUUCUAUAACCCACUGGUGGCUGAAGCCCUCAAGAGAGAGCUGGGAGCCUCCCUCUACCUGGGCUGGGCAGCGGCUGCGCUGCUCAUGCUCGGUGGAGGGCUCCUCUGUUGUACAUGCCCCCCAUCUCAUUUUGAGCGGCCCCGUGGACCCAGGCUGGGCUACUCCAUCCCUUCCCGUUCAGGUGCUUCAGGACUGGAUAAGAGAGACUAUGUGUGAGGCUGAGGCUUCCUUCCUCCAGAAGCUCAAACCUGCAGCCUUAUGCCCAGGC